Messenger RNA from Rosa chinensis, 989 nucleotides. Its product is annotated as glutathione S-transferase U9. NCBI's taxonomy places the organism in Eukaryota, Viridiplantae, Streptophyta, Magnoliopsida, Rosales, Rosaceae. The record is from RefSeq and is a predicted model, not a curated record. Gene Ontology annotation, cellular component: cytoplasm. Bases 62 to 763 code for a protein of 233 amino acids. The transcript has 2 exons. Gene Ontology annotation, biological process: glutathione metabolic process. Gene Ontology annotation, molecular function: glutathione transferase activity.
AUAAAGAAGCAUGCUAAACAUGAACUGAUGAACUCAGUAACCAAGCAAAGAUCUGAGAGAGAUGGCAGGGAAAGAGAGUGUGAUAGUACAUGGGAUGUGGGCAAGCCCUUACUCUAAGAGGGUUGAACUAGCCCUCAAAGUGAAGGGCAUACCUUAUGAAUAUGUGGAGGAAGAUUUCAAGAACAAAACCCCAGAGCUGCUCAAGUACAACCCAGUUCACAAGAAGAUCCCUGUUUUUGUUCACAAUGGAAAACCUAUUGCUGAGUCUCUUGUCAUCCUUGAAUAUAUUGAAGAAGUUUGGAAAGAUUGUCCUCAACUUCUCCCAAAUGAUCCCUACGAAAAGGCUCAAGUUCGAUUCUGGGUUGACUUUAUCAACCAAAAGUUCACUGACAUCAUGAUGACAAUAAUUAAAACUAAGGGAGAAGUACAAGAGAAAGCCCUGAGUCAGGUGCAUGAACUAAUUAAGGUGCUUGAUGAAGGAAUCAAGAUCUUUUUCCCAGAUGGGAAUCCAACUUUUGAGGUUAAGAAUUUGGGGCUCCUAGACAUUAUAGCAAGUACAGUGUUUUGCUCAUUUUCAGCUACAGAAGAAGUGAUUGGUGCAAAGAUCAUAGACCCAGAGAAGACUCCAUUGCUAUACUCCUGGGUGAAAGCUCUGGGCGAGCACCCUCUAGUGAUGGACAUAAUUGUUCCUCAUGAAAAGCUGGUGUCAAUUCUUGGGCCUUGGAGACAGAGUUUCAUCAAUCCUCCUCCUUCUCAAACUUAAUUAAUGUUGCAUCACUUGGCCUUUGCAUGUUCUUGCUUUGCUUUGCUUCUGUUUCUUUUAUUAUAAUCUGAAUAGUUGGAAAUAAUUUAUUCCUCAUCAACUUCUGAAUUCAAUAUGCAGGCUUUCGUUUCAACUACUUUGGCUUGUAAUAUAUCAGUAUAUUCCAUAAUGUGAUUGGAAUAUUUCAACAAUUUAUACUACUAUUCUUAGAGCCACUUUCAGCUUC